Molecule: messenger RNA, 645 nt
Organism: Sphenostylis stenocarpa
Lineage: Eukaryota; Viridiplantae; Streptophyta; Magnoliopsida; Fabales; Fabaceae
Source: the annotation of a GenBank genome assembly
AUGUCUGCUACCAUAACCGGGUCAAGGAAGCGGGCAUCCGAAUCCGAACACACGAAAACCGAUAAGAACAACCGAUCAGCAAAAGAUAAUUUCGAUAUCGAUUUGGAUUUCGAUCUCUCAGAUGACAUCAAAGGAAUCGUGUCGGCGCUGCACCUGAUCAGAGACAAGGCUCAGAAGGAUGGUCAGAAGAAGAACGAAGAGACAAUUUCCAGUGUGGGUUUUGAGAUUAAGUCUAUGAUCGAGGGAUUGAGGUCAAAAAUUGAGAAGGACAGGCAAAGCAUUGCUAAAGCGCUUUCAAAGAGUUCCAAAGAGUACGAAAGUUCCUUGAAGAACGAAACUACUAAGUUUCAAGCACUUCACGAAAAUUUUUGCAAAGAGAAAGCCAAUUCUCUGCAGGCACUGAAAGAUGUUAUCUCCAAAUUCGAAGAGGAAAAGGAAAAGUUAUUUGUGCGAUAUGAACAACUGAGGAAGAAGGAAAGAGUUCUGAUAUCUGAACAAGAAAAGGCCUGCAAUGAUAAAAUUGCCCAACUGGAAGAGUCAUUGAAAAAGAAGAAACAGGACGACAAAACUUUCAGCAUUCUUAGGAAAACUCUUGGUUCUUUCUUGGAAAGUACCUCGGACGAGGAUUUCCCACCUGAUGAUUGA